AUGAAGACAGACGCGAGGAGCCAGCUGCUCCUCUUCCUCGCGUUGUGCGUCGCGGUGCAUGAGUCCCAAUCUGCGAAUUGCAACGGAUGCGUUGGAGCCAGAUGUGACUGCAGUGGAGUGAAAGGAGGCAAAGGUGAUCGGGGUUUCCCAGGUCUCACCGGACAGCCAGGGGUCCCAGGGUUCCCCGGACCCGAGGGGCCAAUCGGAGGCAGAGGAGAGACGGGCAACAACGGGCCAGGAGGACCAGGCGGUCCAAAGGGAAUCAGAGGGCCUCCGGGAUUACCAGGAUUUCCAGGAACACCAGGUCUUCCGGGUCUGCCGGGUCAUGACGGACCCCCGGGCUCGAGAGGCGUGGCAGGAUGCAACGGAACAAAGGGCGACCGAGGUUUCCCAGGAAGUGGAGGGAUCCCAGGUCAGCAGGGUCUGUCGGGACCACCAGGUCUGCCGGGGGCAAAGGGAGAUCCAGGAGACGUGAUCUCCACCAAUCGGUUUGGAGAACAAGGAUCAGUGGGAUUACCGGGUGUACCAGGAGAAUCUGGCCAGCCGGGCCCCUCUGGUUCUCCAGGUCCACUCGGACCCCCAGGACCCAGAGGUUAUGAGGGUCGUCCAGGUCCUCCCGGUGCUCCCGGACCCAAGGGAAACAUGGGUUUGAACUUCCAAGGACCCAAAGGAGAGAAGGGAGAACUAGGUUUGCCAGGACCCGCCGGUCCUCCCGGUCAGGUGGGAGAACAGAAGAGAACCCCCGAGACGGAGAUCCAGAGAGGAGACAAGGGCGACCCGGGACAGAGCGGCCUUCCAGGAGAUCGAGGUUAUCCAGGUCCUCCCGGCCCCUCGGGUGGACAGAAAGGAGGAAAGGGCGAAGCAGGAGAGGCAGGAAAACGAGGUAAACCAGGCAAAGAUGGCGACCCCGGUCCUAAUGGAUUCCCUGGAGGCAAAGGAGAACCCGGCCAGCCAGGUCCUGCAGGCAGGGACGGAGAGAGAGGUCUGAAAGGAGAUCGUGGAUUCGCAGGCCCACCUGGACUGGUGAUUGGCGGGGGGUCAGGAGGGGGGGUUGGUCAGAAAGGUGAGCCCGGUUUCUCCGGUUCCCCUGGAUUCAAAGGAGAUCGAGGACCAGCAGGUUUGGUAGGACCGCCUGGAGCACCAGGACGUCCAGCCACCGGCGGCGGCGGUCAAUCGGGACCUCCAGGUUUCCCCGGAGAGAGAGGUCAGAAGGGAGAGAGCGGCUCUCCGGGGUACUCUCAACCAGGAACCCCAGGAAGCUCGGGACCUCCUGGUCCCCAGGGACAACCGGGGCUUCCUGGACCUUCAGGCACUGGAACAAACUGCAUCCCUGGAUCACCCGGGUUUCCCGGUGUGAAGGGAGAGCCGGGUUACCCUGGACAAUCGGGUCAGAAAGGUGAUAGGGGCGAAACCUGCGUGAACUGCCGCGGUGACAACAACCCGGUCCCAGGAGUCCAAGGACCGCCUGGACCACCCGGAUUCCCAGGAACUCCCGGCAGCCCAGGAUUUAAAGGAGACAGAGGAUAUCCAGGAGGUCCUGGAGGUGUUGGCCCUGCUGGUGGCCCCGGCCCUCAAGGUUCCCCAGGGUUCCCCGGAGACAAGGGUGACCCCGGUGAGUCCAUCGCAGUGGCUGGUGGGCGUGGAGAUAAGGGCGACUCUGGGUUCCCCGGUUCCCCGGGUCUGCCCGGCGUGGACGGGCGACCUGGUCUUAAUGGACAACCUGGAUUCCCGGGGCCCAAAGGAGCUUCUGGCUCACUGCAGGUUAAAGGAGAACGAGGACUCCCUGGUGAGCCAGGUGGUCCUGGUAUUCCAGGUGACAGGGGUUCGCCAGGUCCCUCCGGCUAUGGAGCUCAAGGGCCCUCCGGAGAAAAGGGUAACCAGGGCGUCUCGGGAAGACCUGGAGAACGCGGUUCUGCUGGUGCUAAAGGUGAACCCAGCAGGUCGGUGGGAGAGAAAGGUUCACCAGGAUCCCCCGGACGGGAUGGAGAGCCUGGACCCGCCGGUUUCAAAGGUGAACCAGGUCCCGCCGGAUCGUCUGGUUACCCUGGUUCACCAGGAGGGAAGGGUGAACCUGGCUACCCUGGCAUCGGACUCCCUGGAUCCCCAGGGUCUAAAGGAUUCCCAGGUCUCUCCGGGCAGCCAGGAUCUCCUGGAGGACCAGGCAGACCAGGAAUAGAUGGAAUCCCCGGCCAGCCUGGAUUUCCUGGAGCCAAGGGUGACCCUGGCUUCGGACUUCCCGGCCCACCUGGUGUACCUGGAAUACCCGGAUCUAAAGGUUUCUUUGGACCAAAGGGAGAUGCUGGUUUCCCCGGUGGACCUGGUUCACCAGGAAGAUCUGGAUUUGAUGGCGGCCCAGGAGCCAAAGGCGAGCCCGGUUCAUCUGGUAUCCCUGGAGCUCGCGGCCCCCCCGGACCCCUGUCCGGUGGCACAACUGGAGCCCCAGGCGCCCCUGGACUUCAGGGCCCAAUGGGACCACCAGGAUUCCCUGGAUCAAACGGAGGGAAGGGUGACCCCGGCCCUCCAGGUCUCGACAUCCCCGGUUUGCCAGGAGACAGAGGAAGUCCCGGUUUCCCAGGUUCUGCAGGACCAGCUGGAACCCCAGGACCUCCUGGAGGGCCUGGACGAGAUGGCCUGCCUGGAUUCCCAGGUUCGAAAGGUGACAUGGGUUCCAUGGGAGCCCCAGGACCCUCCGGAGGACCAGGAGGCCCAGGAGGACCUGGUGCUUCUGGACCUAAAGGUGAACCUGGGUUCUCAGGCAGAGACGGUGGUCCUGGUGGUUCUGGCAUUAAAGGAGAUCGGGGUGAUACCGGUCUCACAGGACCCCCGGGUGUCAGCGCCCCCCCAGAGGCACACAAAGGAAACAAAGGAGAGCCAGGAAUUCCAGGUGGAUCAGGUUAUCCAGGUCAGAAAGGUAUCAGUGGUCUCCCGGGAGACCCAGGACUCCCAGGAUCAGAUGGUCGCCCUGGAGUCUCCGGACCACCAGGUCCCAAGGGAGAUCCAGGACUCUCAGGAGGCCCGGGAGGACCUGGAGGUCCAGGAGCGAAAGGCGCCAUGGGAGAAAUGGGAUUCCCUGGACCAGGAGGACAGAAGGGUCUACCCGGUCUGUCAGGUCGGUCAGGAACCCCGGGACAGCCCGGAGGACCUGGUUUCCCCGGAGCCAAAGGUGAACCAGGUUCUGCCGGAGUUGGACCACCUGGACCAGGUGGAUUCAAGGGUGAGCCAGGUCAGUCCGGGUACCCUGGAAGUCCAGGACUCAAAGGAACUCCAGGAACACCCGGUCUCCCAGGUUUACCUGGAGGUCCAGGUUCCAAAGGUGAUCCCGGCCUCCCAGGAUUCCAAGGUUCUCCUGGUGUCCAAGGUCCUAAGGGUCUUGACGGGGGUCCUGGCUCCCCAGGUCUCAACGGAGCACCAGGUAGACCAGGAGAGUCUGGCCGACCUGGAGGACCAGGUUUUUCAGGGGAUAAGGGUCAGGCAGGUCGGGAUGGAAUCCCAGGACCGGCUGGAGUCAAAGGAGAGCCCGGACUUCCUGGUUUCGGCGGCCCCGGUGCCUCUGGGCUUCCAGGGUUGCCAGGGUCAAAGGGAGACCCAGGUCUUCCCGGCCCCACUGGCAGCUCCGGUUUCCCCGGCCCUAAAGGAGAUGCUGGCUUCCCUGGUAACCCUGGGCCUUCAGGACUCAGCGGCCCCCCUGGCCCCUCUGGACUGGCUGUGCAGGGUCCCAAAGGACUCACUGGUCCCCCCGGACCCCCAGGACGAGCAGGUCCCUCAGGUCCUCCAGGUUCAAGCGGCCCGCAGGGUCCACGCGGACCGGCAGGAAGUGGCGGCGUCAAGGGAGAGACGGGUAUCUCCGGCGCUCCUGGUCAGAACGGCUUCCCUGGACAGAAGGGAGAAGCUGGUACUCCAGGAUUCCCGGGUUCCUCUGGUCUUCCUGGCGGCAGCGGUAUAAAGGGAGACAUCGGUCUGCCUGGUGUUCCUGGAUUCCCUGGAUCCAAGGGAGACCCAGGAAUCUCCGGUGGUAAUGGUCUUCCUGGAGAUCCUGGAGAGAUUGGGUUUACCGGCCCCCCCGGUGAACCUGGCACAGCUCGGCCUAUCGUAGUGAAGGGAGAACCAGGACCCCCUGGAUCUCGCGGUCAGCCUGGCGGCUUAGGACAGCCUGGUUCUCCUGGACGUGACGGGCUCCCAGGUCAACCUGGUAACCCUGGAGAUCCGGGUACAGACGGUCCCCCUGGCUUCAGCGGCCCGCCCGGCAGGAAAGGAGACACCGGACCCGCCGGUUCACCUGGUCAGCGUGGUUACCCUGGUCCUCCGGGUUCAGACGGUCCACAGGGUCAGCCUGGUACCCCGGGAACGGCCUCUGCAGCCCACGGAUUCCUGAUCACCCGUCACAGCCAGGGUACCGAGGUUCCCAUCUGCCCGGACGGCACCAGCGUCAUCUACGACGGCUACUCGCUGCUGUACGUGCAGGGCAACGAGAGGGCGCACGGCCAGGACCUGGGCACGGCGGGCAGCUGUCUCCGCAGGUUCAGCACCAUGCCCUUCAUGUUCUGCAACAUCAACAACGUCUGCAACUUCGCCUCCAGGAACGACUACUCCUACUGGCUGUCCACGCCCGAGCCCAUGCCCAUGUCCAUGGACCCGCUCCGGGGGGAGGGCAUCAAGCCGUUCAUCAGCAGGUGUUCGGUGUGUGAAGCUCCAGCGAUGGUGAUCGCUGUUCACAGUCAGACGAUCCAGAUCCCGGCCUGCCCGGCCCGGUGGGAGGCUCUGUGGAUCGGAUACUCCUUCAUGAUGCACACCAGUGCCGGUGCAGAGGGCUCCGGUCAGGCCCUGGCCUCCCCCGGCUCCUGCCUGGAGGAGUUCCGCAGCGCUCCCUUCAUCGAGUGCCACGGCAGCGGCACCUGCAACUACUACGGCAACUCCUACUCCUUCUGGCUGGCCACCGUGGAGCAGUCUGAGAUGUUCAGGAAGCCACAGUCGGAGACCCUGAAGGCCGGGAACCUACGGACGCGCGUCAGCCGUUGCGUGGUCUGCAUGAAGAGGACGUAACAUCCCACACAACGAGCCCACCGCUG
Molecule: messenger RNA, 5066 nt
Organism: Limanda limanda (common dab)
Lineage: Eukaryota; Metazoa; Chordata; Actinopteri; Pleuronectiformes; Pleuronectidae
Gene: col4a5
Product: collagen, type IV, alpha 5 (Alport syndrome)
Exons: 51
Coding region: 1-5040 (1679 amino acids)
Cellular component (GO): collagen trimer; basement membrane
Molecular function (GO): extracellular matrix structural constituent
Source: RefSeq, a predicted model, not a curated record